This is a messenger RNA of Meleagris gallopavo (turkey), 11117 nucleotides long. It is a transcript of the gene FGF23, whose product is annotated as fibroblast growth factor 23. Gene Ontology annotation, molecular function: growth factor activity. The record is from RefSeq and is a predicted model, not a curated record. Lineage: Eukaryota; Metazoa; Chordata; Aves; Galliformes; Phasianidae.
UCUCACAAGACACUGGAAAAGCGCAUGUACUUCAGCCACCUGUGUCCUUCAAGCAGAUUACCUCAGAGUUCACUCAUGUACAGAGAACAGGUCAUGCAGCCAAACAGGAUAAGAAAUCUGCUCUCUUGAUGAACUCCUCCCCACACACUACUACUGCUCACUUUGAAUACUUGCCUCUCACACUCCUGUGCUGGGGCUCACCCCCAAAUCCUCACCAACUUUUUUCAUUUCUCUCACUCUAGGUCAAAUCCAUCUCUUCAUCAACCUACCACCAAGGAUAUUCACUGAUCUAUGGGGUAAGUUGUAUCUGAACUUCAGAAGCAGGUCUCCAUGUGUGGAAGAGUCUUCUCAUCCCUAAAUGAAUAGGUAAGACAGCUUGGGAGACUUACUUAUUUCAAUAAAUGGAAGCAUCUCUUUGGAAAUGGAUGGUUUCAGCAGCUCACGUGGCACACUGUGAUCAUCCUCUACUCCACAGUACCUAAGAAAAUUCAGUAGCUGAAAUAACAGAAAACACAACCUUUUAAGGACUGGUUCUGCUUAGACUGGGAGCUCUGCCAGUGAUUUCAGAUGGAGGAGGAAUGAGGUCUUUUAUUUCAGUCGGUUGGAGUAGAACAGCACAAAUAACAUCACAAAUGUCCAUCUGAGAUGUUUACAAGCAGGGAACUCAGAUUUCUUAUCAAUUUUGUCGUCAAUACAUAAUAUAGAAUAUAAUGGAAAUAUCUGGGCUUUCUGCUUUUAUCUAUCUAUACUGUGUUACAUUUUGAAAGCACAUAAUCUCUAAAAUCAACUAUAAAAAUCCACCUCCCAUUGGGAAUUGCAAACCAGAGCUGAAAGUUUGUAUCAAUCUUCUGCCUAACUGGAAAUAAAAGAACCAAGGAGAAAAAACAGGCAUUUGUCAAGAAAAACUUAUAUUCUGCACCAUGCAGAAAGAGACAUCAAAGAAGCUACUCUAGUGUUGCAGGUAUACAUGACUUUGUACUCUGAAACUGGAUACAGUUCGGAAAUGGAAUUCCAAAAUAUCUGCUAUGUAGAGAAAAAGUGAGGAGAAAAAUAUGGAAGACCGAAGAUGAUAUUUUUGGCAAGUAUACUGAAGAAACUGCUAGUACAUACUGCAAUCCAAGAUCCAGUGGGCUGUGCUUACUUCAUUUGUUUCAUGUAGGUGAAGAUAGCCAGGAUGUUUGCUUUAGUCAUGGGCAGUUGAUAAGAAUGGGACAUCCAAAUAAGGUCAUUCAGGAUGUGUUUAACACCGGGUAAAGUCUGUGGCGAAAGCCCAUGCACACACAUGCACACAGAGCAUCCACUGUACAUAGCAUUGACUUAGCGUGUCAUUUUCCUCAGAAAAACUAGUAGAGGGGCAUUCCACCCUUGUAUUUCUAGUGCUGAAGAUGUGAUUGUCCCAGAGCCAACGAUGACAGCGACUUUAAGGAAUAGGAGGGAGAGGAAGGAAGUCUGAUUUCUUUCACUCUUUGAAGUGAUGCAAUGCAAAUGAAAGUGUUAAAAGCAGAGGUAGUUUCAAAUCUGUCCACCCAAACUCUUUUGCAGUCUUUGAAACAACAGAGAGCAAAAGGCUUUCUGAGGCCAUCCUAAAUAUUUGGAAACUGAAAGGAUAAUUCUUCCCCUAUCCUCACACCAAGUAGAACCUAGCAGGGAAGACAGGCUGGCUGAUGGUGAACAUCUCUCUGCCCCUAAAUAACACAGAGUUCUGCAAAAGACAAGACACAUGCCUGUUUAAACACAGGUCAAUAUGUUUUAUUAAGCAACCAUGCUACGGGUGCUCCUGCAUGAUGAAAGCAGUCUGGCACUGUAAGGGAACACGCAUUUUUUAUUGAUAGGAGAGCUCUGGUAACCAAUCCUGUUAUAUUGAGUAGUUCAUGAAUAAAGAACUUACAGGAUGUCUGCAAAAACUGGGAGAAAAUCACUUGUAGAAACUUCAGUUUGUUACAAAAAGUUUGUCUUUUCCCUGGAAGUCAUCUGCAGUUGACUGAAAUGAAUAAAGGGAAGGAGUUACUUUGCUAGCACCUGAACAAAGGGUGACGUAUUUGCUGAGAUCGAGGUUUCACACUUACUGUACAUUUUGAUUUAAAAAAAAGACUCAAAGCAGUUAAACUAGGAUAAAGUCAGAGUUUAGAUUGCUCCCAUGACCUUAAUUCAGUUCAUUUUGCUUACAAUUUUGAAUAUAAUUUGCAGUUAAAAGAUCAUAUUUAAUUAAAUUAAAAAACUUUUCACUGCAUGUUUGCUUUAUUCAGCACAGAAAUCUAGAUUGCCCAUUUACGACUGUUUGCUGUGCUCUGCCCACCUUCUCACAUGUCCUGGGCUAGCACUUUCAGUACACACUGUAUGAGUGACACACAAGACUUCAGGUGUCACAACUGAGUCACCUGGUCCAGCUGAAUGCCAGUGGGAUGAAGAUGGAAGGAGAAUGGGAUCUAAUAAAAUGCUUAACAUCAACAGUUUUCUCAAAUAUAUUUCAGCCUGAAAGCUGAGGCCUGUCUUACUUAUCUCUUUCUUUCAACCUGACUCCAAAGUGAGAAUUUUCUCACUUUAUCUUAGUGAUCCCCAGCAUCGACAAUGGGUGGGUACCUCAGGUUGUCAGCAUUACCCAGACACAUUUGCGGGAUGUUUCCAAGGACAUCUCCACACCACUGUGACACCUAGCACUGCUGUCAGGUAUCCCUUCAGGGGGAAGUGGAAGGCACAGCAGUGUGGCCAUCCUCAUGGUAGAAACCUCUGUGUUAGUUACUAAGGCAUAAACCAGCCCUGUCCUUCCCCACCAGCACAUUUCAAGCUUCCAAAUGUUCUCACAGUGCUAUUUCCAGAGCAUCCACUUUACUUCCAAUCCUUUUAAAAGUGUAGGUUCCUCAGAGCAGGGACUAGCCUAUUUCCAUGUUUCAGCACUUUGAAACAGGAAUGUUUGUGAAAAGGUAAAAUCCACAUUACUAUUCUUUUUCCAGCAGAAAGUUUAAUAUAUUUGUUUUAGCCCAGCAGCUUAUACUCAACUGUCUGGAAUUUUGCUGACACAAUGAGAAUCUUCUGAAAAUGGAUAACAAUUUAAACACAUGAAAAUACUCUUCACUUCUUUGAGAUAUUAACAACAAUAACAACAAAGGAGAGAAGUGGGUUCUCAAAACUGACAUACGCUAAGAAAUGGCCUGAAUCUCACCACAGAACUCUUUCUAUGCAGCUAAGACCUCAGAAAGAGUUCAGAACACUGCGUAAUGAUAAGCACAGAAGGGCUUUAUCACGUAUAUGAAAUAUUGAAUGAGAAAAACUGCAUUCACAAAUAACAAAAAUAUAUGUGCCUCAUGUGGAAACCUUUGUAACUGCUUUGAGAUAUUCAUAUUCACACUUCUACAGUAGUCAAAUGAAAGAGAGCAAAAGAAAAAAAUAAUAAAAAUACUUAUGUUUGACCACCAAACUGAAAAAAAAUAUAGUGAAUAAUUUUAACAAUAAAUAGAUACACUUAAAAAAGGAAAUGGAAAAGAAAAAAAGUUUUUUUCCUUCUUAGAUAGCUUUUAAAUUAUUAUGGCAAAAUAUUUCAGAUGCUACAACCAGUGAAAUAUUUGUAGCCUAGAUUGCUUCUCAGUAAAUACAGUUUUGUCAAUCUGCUCAGGUUGACCCUUAUACACUUUGGCUAGAGAAUGCUGUCAUUUACACAGGUGCAAGUUUCUAGAUUUACACAGGUGUGAUAGAAGAAUUUGGCAGAGUUUUGCUAGUUUUAAACUUUAAAAUAUUAGAUCAAAUGUCAUAGUUUUACCAAGUUUUAAUAUAUUUCUGUGCUGAUUGCACUGUUCCACAGGUGCUGAUGGAACAAAGAAUUUUGCAGAGUCUACCUGUAACUUACUAACCCCUCUGCCUGAAAGCAGUGAAUCCAGGACCACUACACUUAAAAUCUCCAUGUGUCUUCUUAAAAAGCGAUUCAUUUAUUGUUUAGUACUCUUUUCAUCAUAAAUACUCAUUUCUGAAACAAAAAAGCAAACUGCUAAAUACAACCUACUUUCACAACUAUUCCUAUCACUGUUGUUUAAUCUGUAUAGCCAGCAUCCCAUACAGUACUUUUAUACAAAAAGCAGAACAAUAUUUUUUUAAAUCAGAAAAGUUGUUGAUGAAACUGCUGUACACUGACAGGACAAACUAAAAGCAGAUAAGGUAUCUUAGAACAAUUUUAACAUCACUUUACAUUUACUACUUUUCAAUUUACUCACAUCCCUUUGUAGCUUUUCCAAGCUUGUUUGCUAUAUCUGAAGCAAUAGGUACGUGCCAAUAGGAAUGAUUUUAGUUUUGAUUCAGAUCCGAGAUCUUCUAGUCACGCUAAUCUGUGUGGCUCUCUAAAAGACUGCUAACCAAACAUGCAACAAGGGAACAAACUUGCAGAUUCUAAGUGUUCUGCAGAUGAUCUUCAGCUGUUUGGUCAACUCCAAAUUCUGUAAGUGAUUCAAACAGGAGAAAUAAAAGGGAGAGCUUAGUUGGAGUGAGGUGUGCGCACAUUAAGUUUCACUUGCUUAAAUGAGGCAACACAGGUAUCAGUCCAACAAACUCACUGCUAAACUCACACCAUAAUGAAGGAAUCAGACCCAGAACAACUUAUUCUCAGAUGGUGAUAUAGCUGUGUAUUUUUUUUUUUUAUUGUGUUUUUGGCUUUAGUUUGCUAGUUUUCAAAAAAUCAGAAUGUGAUUUAGGAAUUAAGAGGGGAGGUAGAAAUCUAAAUAUGAGAAGAAAAAAAAAGAUAAAUUUAACGGGUCAUUCUCUUCACAGAAAUUACAGUGGAUUGCUCUUUCUGGAUUUAACAGUAGAGGCAUGGGAAACUUUAAGAUGUCACAAGUUUGUCGAUAACAUUUGAACAUAUGAUUAGCUUUCGUGAGCUGUCUUUAGAAACCUUAUAUUUUUUCCCCCUACACCUUGCCCAGAGAUCCUACGUGCUUUCCUUCCCCUGAGGUUUUGGAAAACUUAAAAUGUUGCUUUGACAAAAAUCAAGGAUGUGGACAAGUUUUUUUCCUGUGUGAUGUCACUUUUCCUACUCUUCAUAAGCCCCUGCAAAGAAGGGAACUUAUCUGAGGAUUCUUGCUCCAGACACAGACAAACAAGGGAAAGUGAGAAGCACAAAGGAGUAUCAAGUUUCAGAUACUGAACAGCCACUAAGAGCUGAGAACCAUGCCGCACACCAGUCCCUGCAGCUGCCUGGAGUACAUGCUGCUUGUGCUCUGUAUCCUGAAGGCUGCAGUCAGCUUCCCCAACUCCUCUCCACUGCUGAAUCCCAGCUGGGGGAACGGAGAUCAGCUGAUGCACUUGUAUACUUCUACAGAGAGGAACAGCUUCCAUCUUCAAAUCAAUGCUGAUGGCCACAUCAGUGGUGUUCCUUACCAAACCAUUUACAGUGCCCUAAUGAUCAAGUCUGAGGGUGCUGGCAGCGUUAUAAUCACAGGUGUGAAGAGUGGACGCUACCUAUGCAUGGACAUGAAAGGAGACAUUUUUGGAUCGCAUUAUUUCAGCCAAGAGGACUGCGUGUUCAACCAAAGAACACUGGAAAAUGGAUAUGAUGUGUAUCAAUCUCCCAAGCACAAUUUUCUGGUUAGCUUAGGCAGAACUAAGCAAGUUUUCUUCCCUGGUAUGAAUCCACCACCGUACUCCCAGUUUUUGUCCAGGAGAAACGAAAUCCCGUUGUUUCGAUUCAACACACCUGAACCCCACAGAAACACUAGAAGUGCAGAUGUUGAUCCAAUGGAUCCUCACCAGAUCCUGGUCCCACAGAGAAAGGUCUCUGCAAUAGAGUCUCAGCUGCAACUGCAAAUGGACUUUUCCCAUGUGCCCAGAGAACCCAUGAGAGUCAAUCAGAACGAUGUGGUCAACCCAGAUGACCCACACGCUAUGAUGGAUGCCAGGAGAUAUGCUAGUCCUCGCUUUUACAUUACAAGAUAAUGGCAACCACUUGCAAAUUGAUGACAUGAAUGAGUGCCUAAAACACUCAAUCUGAUUUCUAACCCUCAGGGUGGCUGCUAGAAACCUGAAGGACAUUGGAAAAAAAAAAAAAUUAUUUCAAAUUUUGUCCUUAUGCAUGAGGUUUACUGAAAAAGGGUGUUGCACUCUGCUUUACUGGAAAGACGAUCCAUUUUCAAAACGAAUAAUAGAAACCAAAUAUUUUAUGGUCUGAAAUACCCUUAGUAUGCAUAAGUGGAAAACAGAAUUCACUUGAAUGUAAUGACGAACUAGUGUUAUGUUACUGAUGUGUCUGGAAGAAGACUUGAGCCCUGCAGGAUUUGAAACUCCAGCAGAGGCAGAGAAUCUUCUUACUAGCUCACUUGCAAGCACAGCAGACUAACUGACUAACAGUGUGUUUUUUAUCAUAUAAAACUUGCUAUAUAUAUUCUUAGGUGUUGAGAUUGGAGCUUCAGUCUCUUUUCGUGCCUAUAGGAGUCAAAAAGUGACCACUCUGGUGACAAAAAAAGCGGUGCACAAAGAAAACUGGAGUAGCUGACAGGGAUCAAAUGGCCUUGUGUAAACAGUCAUUUCUGACACCUAUUGAAUCCAAGCUGAGGUUUGGAAAAAGAGAAGUUAAGUCUCACCGUUGUCUCAAGUUCUCUGUCACAUCUCUCUAUUCAUUUAAUUAUAGCAACACAAUAUAGAAAUGCAAUAUAGAAACAUUCAUUAGUUUUGCAUGUUUCUAACCCAGAGAGAAGUUCGAGGAUCAGUAUAUACCAAAUAGGCUAGUUUGUUUUGCCCAGUGUUGAAUUCUCCAAGAAAAAAAAGCCCCUGGAUUAUGUCUCAUAGGUAAAUUAUUAAUAGUUAAUGCAGACUCACAUCUAAUGAGUAAAAAAUUAGACAUGCCUUUAGAAAAGGAGCAUCUAAGUUUGACAUCAAAGUUUUUAUCUAAUUCUAAGCAGACAUCAGAUGCUUUAUGUCUAUAAGAGUGAAAUGACUUUAAUAUUAUCAGAUUUCUAAAUGUUGACAAAAUCUAGGCAUCUAGAUUGACAUAUGUCAUGGGUAAGUUAGUUACCAAAAUGUAAACUCCAUGUAUACAUUUGAAGUUUACCAAUUUUUAACUAAGAUAAGAUAUUUGCAGAGUUGUGUUUUUCUUUAUAAUUUAGGUGAAAAAUGGUUAAAUUUAGUAGAGCUUCACUGGUUUUAAUGGAGAUGCAUAGAAGAUUCAGAACAUUGUAUACAUAUUUAGCACUUCUCCUUUAUUUCAUCUGCUUGUAGUCAUAUAUUCCUGGAACUUUAAGUACAUGUGAUUCUGAACAAGUUCUUGAUAUACUUCAGCAGAAAUCAAUAGCAUUAGAAAUCAACAGACAGAGAAAAUUUCAGCAUGGCAGAUAUGUGAAAACAUCUUUAUAUUUUUGGUGUGUGCUCUUUCUUCCAUUUUAUUUAAUAGCAUAUUUAACAGCAUGACACCAGCCCGAAAAUGAAUGUUUCAUCCAGCCUUUUUCAUAGAAAUAGCACAUAAGAUGUCAGGCUAGAUUCUAGUUUUCCUCUUCCUACUAUUUAGUGAAGUAAUUCACUGAAGCCACUGAAGUUGGAAUAGUGUUAUAGUAUCAAAAGUAAGGCCCACUGAGUUGUUUUCAUGGAAAUUGCUGAAUAUUCACUGCAGAGUCUGUCCUGCUGACAGCAUUUUAAAUAAUCUACACAUACAUAUAUAAAUACAUAAAAUAUCUUUUCAUCUACAACCUCCAAGUAGUUACGUUAGAAUAACCACACUAUCUGAUUCUGCUGCUAUAAAAGUUUUGCCAGAUAGUGCAGUUCUUAAUUCAUACAGGAUUAGCAUUGGACCAAGUGUUAUGUCUCACAAAUUAUUUAUUAUUAUCAUGUUUAUAAUUAGUUUUUAAAGGAGAGAAGUUAUUCUAAUGGACUGGGGAAUUGCAGGUGAGGAGGAUAGCUAUGUGUUUUCUUGCUUAUUGGAAAUACCACAAGAGUUUUUACCUUGUUGCCUAUACAGUGGGAAGACAUGAUUUUAUGUUCUAGUUUAAUAAUUUUAUUUAAUUCCUUUACCAUUGUUGGCUUUCUCUCCUUGAGAACUUUCUACUGCAGUUACACAAGCAGAAAUUUUUUCUGUGCUCCACAGAGUUCACUAGGACACAAAGUCAGCAGUCCUAAGGAAGUUUGAAUCAUGAAAAGUUCUCUCUCAAUCCAUAUUAAGCUUUGAUGACAAAAAUCUCUAAGGUCAAAACUCUAUAAUAUCUCUAUAUCAGUGCAUAAGAAGACAAGAAGUGUUGCUCAGAGAUUUAAUCCUUGUGUGUUGAAUGAAUGCAUGGUAAAUUUUGCAUCAAAAACACAUUUCCAACUAUAAAGAACUUUAUCAAAAGUGUCAGGAGAAUUAUUUUUUCAAUGGAGAUGCUGGCCAUCACCAGCUAGUUAGAAAGCAUUACUUUUUAAAUAUUGCAAUAUUUAUUUAUUUAUUUGAGUGGGUCUUACGUCCCACAGAAUAUUUAUAAAUAUUUAUAACAAUGAAUUGUGGUGACUAUUAUAGCGAUUAUUAUAAUAAAAGUAUCAAUAAAUAUUUCUUUCGCUAGAAAUGGCUGAUUUUGUGUUCAUUUUGUUCAUUUGGGCCCACUGUUCCAGAAGAACUUGCAUGAACAAGCAGUAUUACUUGUUCCUGAAAAUGUGUGUCCUACUAUCCUCUGUGAUUCUCAGCUUUAAAUAUUGAGGAUUCCUGGCUGUUUCAUGCACCACACCUGAAAACUAGGUGAAAUAUGAUGAGAAAAACAAAGCCUUAAUAGGUCUAAACAGAUUUUGAAGGGAUUAUCACAUCUACUGGCAUCUGCUUUUUCAACAAAAUAGCAACAGAAAACUACUGGUCUAGCAGUUCAGUCUUGCUAGGAAAAGUGAUUCUGGCAUCAAGGUCUUAGGAUUAGGCAAAUUACUGUUGCUGCUAUUUAUAUUACUGCUAUAUUCUAACCCCACUUGUAUUGCUGUACUCAGGCUUUGUUUUGCAGCAGGCACAUCAUGGAUUAAAUAAAUUGAACAUUUCUUUCCCAUAAUGGUCCCCAGGCCUACAAAGAACCUAACAGAGAUCUUCAAAAUGACUAAGUGCCCUUGGAUCUGACAGAUUGUUUCCUCGGAGUGCUCCCUCACCAUGGGUAAUCUAUUGUGCUCUGUACAGUACAGUCAGUGUUAGUGAAAGCCAUUAGUAGCAUCUUUCACAUCUUCCAUGGUUUCAUUACCAAGAGAAAUAUCAUAUUAUUAAGUACCACUUAGUACUGCUGCAUUUGGUGGUAUGAAGAUAGUGAACUUCAGUGAGUGAAUCCUGGUGAACAACAGGUUGGUCAUGAGCCAGCAGUGUGCCCUUGUGGCCAGGAAGGCUAAUAGUAUUCUGAGUACGUUAAAAGGAGUGUGGCCAGCAGGUCGAGGGAAGUGAUCCUCCUCCUCUGUUCUGUCCUGGUGAGGCUGUAUCUGGAAGAAUGUGUCCAAUUUUGAACUCUCCAGUUCAAAUGACAGGGAUCUUCUAGAAAGAGGGCGAUAGAAGUGAUUAAGGGCCUGAAGCAUCUCCUGUCUGAGGAAAAGUUGAGAGACCUGGGUCUCUUCAGCCUGGAGAAGAUAAGGCUGAGAGGAGAUUGCAUCUCUGUCUACAAACACAUAAAACAUGGGAGUCAAGAUGAUGGAGGUAGGAUCUUUGGUGGUGAGCAAACAGUUGAACAAGGGGCAACAGGCAGAAAUUGGAUCACUGGAAGUUCCAUAUUAAUGCAGGGAAAAACUUCACUGUCAGAGUGGUAGACCACCGGAACAGGCUGCCCAAAGAGGUUGUAUAGUAUCUGUAUCUGGAGAUAUGAAAGACUGACAUGGACACCCUCCUGAGUAACCUGCUGUUGGGAACCUGUUCUAGCAGGGGGGAUGGACUUGAUGAUCUCCAGAGAUUCUUUCCAACUUCUACAAUUCUGAGAUCCUGUGAUUAGUACAAAGGCAAGAGCAUGGCUGAUACUGGCAAAAGACAAUCAAGGAAAUCUAUACUGUUCCUGUGCUUUUCUAAAAGCAAAUAUCUUCAAAUGAAACAAAACUAAACAAGCAAACAAAAGCAACUAAAACCUUCAUCCCUAUCUCAGGGCCGAACAAAUUGUAGGAAAAAUAAACAAAAAAUUAAGUGACUUUUUGCUAGAAGUGUCUGUAAAUAGUGUCAUUAAAGAAUGAUACUUGAGCAGCAAUAUGAAUGAUGUCCAGCUUAGGGCAUGAGAAAGGCUCAAGGGCAUGAGAAAGGUUUAUUUAGCCAAGAGAAGAGAAGGCUCCGGGGAGACCUUAUAGCAGACUUCUAAUAUGUAAUAGGACUUAGAAGAAAGAUGCAAGGGAAUUCUUCAACACGGAGUGCUGCUUCUUACUCUCUCUGCCAUUCACUGUGAGACUGCCCCACAGGAAAAUCUAAACCUCCUCUGACUGCCCUUGCUGCUCAUACAGCAGCGCUUACCCCUUAGUUUUACAUUUUUGUUACAUGAUAUCAUAUGGAAUAGAAUAUCCCUUUGACCAGUUUAGGUAAGCUGUUCUGGUUUUGUCCCCUCCCAGCUCCUUGUAUUCCUCAGCUCCCUAGCUGGCAAGACAGUAUGAGAAGCUGAAAAACUGAAACCUCCUUGGCUCUGUGCAGCACUUCUCAGCAACAAUUAGAAACAACAGUGUGUUAUCAACAUUGUUUGUUUUUUUCUCCUAAAGCAUCAUAUUAGACACUAUGAAGAAAAUAAACUGUUCCAGCUGAAAUCGGGAUGAUAUCUACUCUUUAUUCCAUAUAAUUUACAUCACUGAAUCAUAGAAUGGUUUGGGUUGGAAGAGACCAUUAAGAUCAUCUAGUCCCAACCCUCCUGCCACAGGCAGGGACACCUCCCUCUAGAGUAGGUUGCUCAAAGUCUCAUCCCGCCUGGCCUUGAAUGCUUCUAGGGAUGGGCCAUUCACAGCCCCACUGGGCAACUUAGUCCAGUGUGUCACCACCCUCACAGAAAAGAAUUUCUUCCUAAUAUCAAGUUAAAAUCUACCCUCUUUCAAUUUAAAACCAUUUCCCCUUGUCCUGUUGCUACCUGUCCUCAUAAAAAGUUCCUUCCCAGCUUUUCUGUAAGCCCUCUUCAGGUAAUGGAAGGCCGCUACAAGGUCUCCUUGAAGUCUUCUCUUCUCCAGGCUGAAAGGCCCCAACUCUCUCAGCAUAUUCUUGUAGGGGA